This is a messenger RNA of Sorex araneus (European shrew), 719 nucleotides long. RefSeq names its product peptidyl-tRNA hydrolase domain containing 1 (gene PTRHD1). Bases 1 to 423 code for a protein of 140 amino acids. The record is from RefSeq and is a predicted model, not a curated record. Gene Ontology annotation, molecular function: peptidyl-tRNA hydrolase activity. The transcript is spliced from 2 exons. NCBI's taxonomy places the organism in Eukaryota, Metazoa, Chordata, Mammalia, Eulipotyphla, Soricidae.
AUGCACCGGGGUGCAGGGCCAGCCUUUCGGCUAGUCAGGAAAAUGGCGGCCUCUAGCGCGGAGCCACAGAUCCUGGUACAGUAUUUGGUGUUACGAAAGGACCUGUCGCAGUCUCCGCUCUCCUGGCCAGCGGGCGCACUGAUAGCGCAGGCCUGCCACGCGGCCACUGCGGCCUUACACCUUCACCGCGACCACCCGCACACAGUCGCCUAUCUCCAGGAGUUGGAGCGCAUGCGCAAGGUGGUCCUCGAGGCCCCAGAUGAGACCGCCCUAAAGCAGCUGGCUGAGACCCUGCAACAGAAGAACAUUGACCACCUGCUGUGGCUGGAGCAGCCCGAGAACGUGGCCACUUGCCUUGCACUCCGCCCCUACCCCAAGGAAGAAGUGAGCCAGUACCUGAAGAAGUUCCGCCUGUUCAAAUGACCGCCCUUCUGCAUCGCUGGGAUAGUUUCUCCGUCAUCAAAUCCAGAGACCAUGUGCCUUCCAUGGCUCAGAUUAAAGUUGUCAUUAAUAAGUUCUUCCUAUUAUUUCAAAUUAUUAAUAAGUUCAUGUGGAGAGGGCAAGGGAGCAGCCAUGCCAGCUCCAAGGUACUGCUCAAGUGGAAGAUUUGGUCAGGCUCGUGUAACUGGCUUCAGGGAAACUAUAAUUUGUUAAGAAUAAGAAUUUUUCCAUGGGGGCUGGAGCGAUAGCAUAGCGGAUAGGGCAUUUGCCUUGCACGC